Molecule: messenger RNA, 3850 nt
Organism: Prunus dulcis (almond)
Lineage: Eukaryota; Viridiplantae; Streptophyta; Magnoliopsida; Rosales; Rosaceae
Product: ultraviolet-B receptor UVR8
Exons: 5
Coding region: 1353-2972 (539 amino acids)
Source: RefSeq, a predicted model, not a curated record
AAUCACCAUCCAAGCAAAGAGAGACCUCACCUCCCAAAUCCCCAUAGAAAAGAAAAUAAAAAAGCUCUCAACUAUUCAUAUUCAUCCACUCUCUCAAAGCCAAAAGACCAAAAUUCCUCUUCCUCUUUAUCUCUAAAUCCUUUGAGAAAUAUCUCAUACCACUCUCUAGGAUAAACAGAGAGCCUUUUUGAUCAAAAAGCCCACUUCUUUGCUUCUAAUUUGAUCCAAGUUUUGCUGUGUUUGUCUAAGAAAAACGUCAAAUUCUCUUCAAUUGUUGACGGAUGCAGAUGGGUUUUCAGGAAUCGUGGGUUGCUCUGAUAUGUAAUAUUCAUUUCCUAGUUGUUGGGUCUCGAUCUAUAACGAUGAUAAUGCAGAAUUGAAAAAGUUUGGUUAAGCAUGUGUUUGUGUUCUGUUUUUGCUAGAUUCUUCCUCUCUUGGCUUAUUUUGGUUGUUGAUCAAGUUUUCUCAAUGGUUUUGGAUUUUUCUAAUGAUUUUGUGAUCUAGGUGUGCCAAAAAUUUUGAUCUUUCUGGCUAAUUCUUGGCAAAAAAGUUUGCUUGUAACUGCAACCCCUGUUAUUGGUAUUAAAAAAUGGAGGUUGAUUUUGAUUCUUUGGUCCAUUUUGAUCGGGUUAAUCUGACCCGUGUCAGUUAUAAUGAGUUUACGUGGAUGAAAUUUUCUCCGUUGAUGUCAAAAUUCUUUCCUUUUUUUGGUUGUCUUUUGACGGUGGGAAUAUCCAUUCAUGGAGGACUAGUAUUCCUCUUCUCAAAGUUUCCAUCUUUUAGUGUACCUCAAGUUUGUUUUACUGUUUUAAGGUUUUGGGUUUCUUUGUUAACCCCUAUUCAUUUGGAAAGUCUGAAAAAUUUGCGGUUUUGGCUUUGGUUGAACUAUGAUCAAAAUGGUCGGGGUUGUGAAUUUCUCUGGUUUCGAAUUUUGCGGAUGUUUGGUCUUUUGUUGUAAACGAUUUUGAAUCCUCAAGUCCAGUACAUACCUUCUGUUCUGUUUCUUUGACACCAUUUCUUAUGACAUGUUGAUUGGACAUAACUUGUUGCAAUAUUUGUUCUUGUAGUUGCUGUCAUAUAAAGAGUUUUUUUAUAGGUAUGUUUUUUUUAUUUGUAGGUUUGAGACUUGAAGUUUGUUGAUCAAUAAACAUAUUUGUCAAGGUAGAUACCCCUGCAUAGAUUCUCCGUGCAUAAAAUUAGCAAGAAUUUCUUCAAGUUUUAAAACUUCAGAUGCUAAUGCUGGAUAAUUGAGAGGAGUAAUGUGGUAAUUGUUGUACCAAUAUUUCAUAAUUUUCAGCAAUUUAGAACUUCUCGUUUGCAAAGCUUGGCCACUGCGAAUUUUGGCAGUGCCAAUGGAUGCCACAGCGAGCGGAACCCCAACUAUACAAUACCAUAACAUUCCUGACCAGCCAAUUACCACUAUUGUUGUUGCCACUCCUGUACCAACAUUUGAAAGGCGGCAACGCCAUUGCUUUGGGACCUCCAUCCCCGGAGAAUUCCCUUUAGCUGCCAACCCCUCCAUUGUCCUUCAUGUCCUUACUGCGUGCAAUUUGGAUCCUCAAGACCUUGCAAAGCUAGAGGCAAGUGACCUGUUGCUCUCAAGUUUGGUAAUGCAGCCUGCAAACUUUGCUCCUGACUUUGAAUUGUCCAUAUCAGAGCUUGCUGCUCUGGACAUGUGCCAAAAGAGAGGUAUAUUUAAGCCAAUGACAGCUGAGCAACGUCAAGAAUUGAAGCAAAGAUGUGGGGGUUCAUGGAAACUGGUCCUGAAGUUCUUGUUGGCUGGAGAGGCAUGUUUCAGAAGGGAGAAAUCACAGGCAAUAGCAGGGCCGGGUCACAGCAUUGCUGUAACUUCAAAAGGAACUGUCUAUUCAUUUGGCUCUAACAGCUCAGGACAGCUUGGACAUGGCACCACUGAAGAGGAAUGGCGGCCUCGGCAAAUCAGAUCUUUGCAAGGCAUUCGAAUUGUUCAAGCAGCUGCUGGGGCUGGCAGGACAAUGCUGAUCAGUGAUGCUGGGAAAGUUUAUGCCUUUGGAAAGGACUCUUUUGGUGAAACUGAGUACGGGGUUCAAGGAUCAAAGCUGGUCACUACUCCACAGUUGGUUGAAUCUUUAAAAGAUAUAUUUGUGGUGCAAGCUGCAAUUGGAAAUUUCUUCACAGCCGUGUUGUCAAGAGAGGGAAGGGUAUAUACAUUUUCUUGGGGCAACGAUAGCAAACUUGGUCACCAAACUGAGCCAAAUGAUGUUGAGCCCCAUCCUUUGUUGGGCGCACUUGAGAAUGUACCCGUGGUACAAAUUGCAGCGGGAUACUGCUACCUUCUUGCUCUGGCUUGUCAACCUAAUGGCAUGUCUGUUUACUCUGUUGGCUGUGGCUUGGGUGGGAAGCUUGGACACGGUUCAAGAACUGAUGAGAAGCAACCCCGACUUAUUGAGCAGUUUCAGCUUUUGAACCUUCAGCCUAUGGUUGUUGCUGCUGGUGCUUGGCACGCUGCUGUGGUGGGCCAGGAUGGACGGGUCUGCACAUGGGGCUGGGGCCGUUAUGGGUGCUUGGGUCAUGGGAAUGAGGAGUGUGAAUCAGUUCCUAAGGUUGUGGAAGCAUUGAGCAAUGUGAAAGCAGUGCAUGUUGCUACAGGGGAUUACACAACCUUUGUGGUUUCCAAUGAUGGUGAUGUGUACUCAUUUGGUUGCGGAGAAUCAGCUAGUCUAGGACAUAGUACUGCUACCGACGGACAGGGAAAUAGGCAUGCAAAUGUGUUGGCACCAGAGCUUGUGACAUCGCUGAAGCAAGUGAAUGAGCGGGUUGUACAGAUCAGCCUCACCAACUCCAUAUACUGGAACGCUCACACUUUUGCACUCACUGAAUCAGGGAAGCUAUACGCAUUUGGAGCUGGGGACAAAGGGCAGCUUGGCAUUGAGCUUGUUGCCAACCAGACUGAAAGGGGAAAUCCAGAGCAGGUUGAUAUUGAUCUCAGAUAGAGUUCAUCACAGUAUCAAAUCAAUAGCUUUCCUUGCCACACCACCACCAAGCUUCUUUUAUCCUCUAAUUUAUCAUCAUCAUAACGCAUUGCAUUUGAUGUUUACAUUUCCAUGUCUAUUUUGUACAUAGAAACAAAGAAUUGUGAAGUUUGAAGCUGUAGGGGGGUACAUAGGGGCCUAAGACAAAUGCUAAAUGGUUGUUGAUAUCUGAAAAUGUUGGCUUUGCACUUAGGCUUCAAGUAGUUGAAUAGCUGAUACAUUUGUCAAGGUUCAUUCAUCUCAUAACUUGUUUAUCUCAAUUAAAUUGAUAAUUUAUCUGCUUGGGUUAAAAAUGGGGAAAACUGUAAUUCAAUUCAUGCAUCAUUUUCCCUCUCCUUUUAAGAUCAAUGUUGGCUUAAAUUUAUCCUUUGAUCAACCCAAGUCAAAAUAUUGCAAUGCUUGCUUGGCCAGUGGAAUUGUUAGUUGUGGGGGCCACUGUCCACUUGGGUCACAGAAGUAUGCCCCAGCUCUGAACUGGGGGGCAGACAGCUUUUGUGUGGAAUGAAACAUGAGGAUGGAGUUCAUGAAAAUUGACUGUCAACUUAGAUCUUCUGCCACUCAUUCUGAGUUGAGUUUUGCAUCGACUAUUAUUGGAUCAGAUGGCUGGGAAUGUUAGGCCCAAAACCCACAGAGCAAAAGAAUUGGAGGCCCAGUCUUCUACCCAAGUCCAAAUUUCUGGUUCACAGGCUUUAGGCACCAUGUACAUAUCGGGCUUGUUUGGUUUGAACUUAUUGGGAAUAAAUUUCUCAUGUCUAAUCUCACAAGAUAGGAUAGAGGAUGUUCAUUCUCAUGUUUAGGAACGGUGGGAAAUGAGGACUAGAAAAUGUCAUUGUCUUUCA